AUGGCAUAGCCAAGUAAGAGGAAGUAAUCAAGAUCUUUUGAAGACAGCGAAGUAGCAAUUUUAACAUAAGUUAUAGUAUAGGGGGAAGCUGUUUAGGGAAGGUGGACUAAGGAUGAACAUUAAAGAUUUGUAGAAGCUUUGAGCAUACAUGGGAAAAACUGGAAAAAAGUUGAAGAACAUGUUGGUACUAGGAGUGGUGCCCAAAUUAGAUCUCAUGCAUAAAAGUUUUUCAAUAGAUUAGAGAAAGAAUUUAACAAAUAAUUUAAUGGCCUUAAGAGUUCAGAGAUUAAACAGAUUUUUGAAAAUAAUAUCCAACAUUAUUCAGAAGGUGAUGUGACAUAAAAAAGACAAAGGACUGGUUCUAUCAAUGAUAUUUCAGAGGACGACAAUUAAGGAAACUUAGAGUCUAUGUAGAUUGAAUCAAAUCAGCUAUAACUGCAACACCAGUUAUAAUAGGUGAAGAUGCAAUUACAACAGGGUAUUCUAGAUCUAAAUCUGCCUGAUUCUUGUUAUCAUUAGAAUGCCAAGGAUUAAGUCACCAAAUAUCAAUAAUAGUAGAAUAAGUUGCAAAAGAAAAUGCAAGAUGUUGUUGAUCGAAACUACUCAGAGGAAUUAAUUAAAGAAAUUUGUGAAUUACACAAAGAGAAAGACUAGAUUAUUGCUAUUCAAUAAAUUUAAAAUGCUUAUUAAUCCAUAGCUGAAGUAAAUCAACUUGAAUAAUAACAAUCCUUAAGAUAGUAGCAACCUCAACAAACUCAACCUGAACACUAAUAGACCUAAAAGAACAGUAACUAACUCAAUGAGGAAUCUAGACCUGGAACUGACGAGUCAUUCUUUCACUUUAUAAUGGCAAGAAAUUAAAAGUAUAUCAAUAAUAGGAAAUUGAGCUUAUCUGAUUUGAUUGAAGUACCUAAGUAAGAUGAGAAAGCAUAAGAAUCAGAAUUGUUGGAGUAAAAAUAACAAUAAUAAUAAGAGAAUGAAGGAUAAAGAAGCAGAAAAUAAUCAUUUACUUUUUAUAACGAUUAGGUUGAAGAUAACGAACUAAGGUAUUAGACACUCAAAAAAAACAAGAAAGAAUAAUGA
Paramecium tetraurelia is the source of this 1083-nucleotide messenger RNA. RefSeq lists its product as uncharacterized. Gene Ontology annotation, molecular function: DNA binding. The record is from RefSeq and is a predicted model, not a curated record. The transcript has 4 exons. NCBI's taxonomy places the organism in Eukaryota, Ciliophora, Oligohymenophorea, Peniculida, Parameciidae.